This is a messenger RNA of Daphnia carinata, 1932 nucleotides long. RefSeq names its product glucose dehydrogenase [FAD, quinone]-like. The transcript has 6 exons. Lineage: Eukaryota; Metazoa; Arthropoda; Branchiopoda; Diplostraca; Daphniidae. Gene Ontology annotation, molecular function: flavin adenine dinucleotide binding; oxidoreductase activity, acting on CH-OH group of donors. The coding region runs from base 14 to 1855 and encodes 613 amino acids. The record is from RefSeq and is a predicted model, not a curated record.
GCGAUCUUUAAACAUGUCACUGUCGCAGCUUUCGGGCAAUUUAAGCUUGUGGGCAUCUUUGCCGUCAUUCCUUCUUUCUUACUUGUUUUACAGCAUGUUUGAUAAAAGCAACCCUGAAGGAAUUGUUACCGAUACUCAAGUAUUUUUAAAUGAAUAUGAUUUUAUCGUUAUUGGUGCCGGAUCAGCUGGAGCUGUUGUGGCUAGUCGCUUGAGUGAAAUAUCAGACUGGAAGGUUUUGCUACUGGAAGCCGGUGGACAGGAACCUCUCGCAGCCGAUAUUCCCGGUACGGCCGCGGUACUCCAGCGUUCGAAAGUCGAUUGGAAUUAUAGAACGGAACCGCAAUCUGAUGCAUGUCUUGCUUUCAAAGACAACAGAUGCAAUUGGCCACGCGGUAAAGUGAUUGGCGGCAGUUCUGUCCUUAAUUACAUGAUGUACGUCAGAGGAAACAAACGAGAUUACGAUGAAUGGGCUGCAUUAGGCAACGACGGAUGGUCAUACGAUGACGUUCUACCCUAUUUUAUCAAAUCUGAAGACAAUCGUAAUCCGUAUUUGGCGGCUAACAGCAAGUACCAUGGAUCUGGAGGCUACUUAACAGUUCAGGAACCGCCGUUUAAAACGCCAUUAGUCACUGCGUUCGUCGAAGGAGGCGUAGAAAUGGGUUUCGAUAAUUUAGACUUUAAUGGUGCUAAACAAAUAGGUUUCGGCAUUAUACAGGGGACAAUACGAAGAGGAACUCGAUGUUCGACAGCCAAAGCUUUUUUAAGGCCCGUCCGCAGUCGAAACAACCUUCACAUCUCCCUGCAUUCCCAUGUUCACAAGAUUGUUAUUGAUCCAUCAACCAAACAGGCCACAGCUGUACGUUUCGAAAAAAGAGGGAAAAUCUACGAAAUUAAAGUUAAAAAAGAAAUUAUCGUCUCGGCGGGUGGCAUCAACAGCCCGCAAUUGUUAAUGCUGAGUGGAAUUGGCCCAGUUGACCACCUCAACUCGUUUGGCAUUCCUGUUUUAGCCGAUCUUCUAGUGGGUGACAACCUUCAAGAUCACCCUGAAACGGUUGGCCUCGUCUACCGCAUCAACAAGCCUUUCGGGAUGUUGGAAACUCGUUUCUAUAACUUGGCUACGCUGCUCAAUUACACAAUCAACGCUGCUGGACCCAUGUCAAUGUUGGGUGGUAUCGAAGGCGCCGCGUGGUUCAAGACGAAAUACGUACCCACGGAGGAUGGUGACUGGCCAGACGCUGGACUCACUUUUCUUGCAGGGUCGGCAGCGUCGGACAGCGGGCCCGUUCUCCGCGAUAAUUAUGGUUUCAGACACGAUGUUUGGAACGAAUACUAUGCACCUAUAGUUAAUACUGACACAUUGCAGUUCGCACCUUGGUUACUUCGUCCCUUAUCAAGGGGAACUGUCCGGCUGGCCUCGUCCGACCCAUACGCUGCUCCGCUGAUGGAUCCUAAAUACUACAGCGAUCCGAAAGACCUUGAUACGAUGUUGGAAGCAUUGAAAUUUUCAUUAGCUUUGAGUAAAACAGAGGCUUUUCAAAAGCUGGGAAUUAAAGUCUAUGACAAAAUCUUUCCCGGCUGUGAGAGUUUUGUUCCAUGGACGGAUGACUAUUGGCGUUGUUUAAUCCGCUAUACGACAUCUACUGCAUAUCAUCCGUCCGGCACUUGCAAAAUGGGGCCCUCAACAGAUGUCGCCGCUGUCGUUGAUCCUCAGUUGAAAGUGUACGGGAUCAAGGGACUAAGAGUGGCUGAUUGCUCUAUCAUGCCUAAUGUUAUAAGCGGCAAUACCAACGCUCCAGCUAUAAUGAUAGGAGAGAAGGUUUCUGAUUUGAUCAAAGAAUCCUGGCUGCGCAUUUGAAUGGAAAAGACAAAAAUCCUGGCUGCGCAUUUGAAUGGAAAAGAAGGAAGUAUCCUAGCUGGCAGGAUCAUUAGGAG